AUGGGACAGGCCCAUAUCCCCAAGGACGUUGUCCUGCAGCCGUGUGGAUCCCGUAUCUGCCGGAGACCACCAGCGGCCACCACCGAAGUAUUUCUGCUGCCGUUAAUUCCAAAACAGCAGACAUCCGAUUCGCCGCCGCAUACGAAUUGUCCCAUCGCGGCUGCUCCGCCAGUUGCGGCGGCGACAAAGCAAUGGUUUCGGCCCACGCUUGAAUUGGGGAUUAUUUUAAACUUGUUCGUGUUCACCAUGCUAAUGUGUGCAUUCGUCUCGGUGUUUUUGGUUUCCAUUCAAACCCCAAUUGCAUUUCGAAGAUUGGGAGCUUCAGUGAAUAGAUUGUCUAAGAUUGUUUCAGAAGAGGUGCCUGGGACUCUAUCUUCUCUCAAACUUUCUAGCAUGGAGCUGAAUGAUUUGACCCAAAAGCUUGGUAAUUUAAGGCAUAUAAUUUCUGGAGUUCGCAUAGGAAGGAAGGAAGAAAGCAGUACCAGUUCGAGAUCCUAUCUUAAGAACCCAGCAUCAUAACACCAGCAAUAUCGUGGACGUGCAUAAGGAUGUUGUUUCUGGGAUUAAGCUUGGUUGAAUAGGAGUCAUUGAGUUGGUGUAUGAUCUUUUCAUUGUCUUGGAUUCUAUUGAAAUCACAAGCUAUCUGUUGAAAAACGAACAUCUAGUGCUUUCAAAUUUAAAGCUGCCAUUGCAAAAUAGUAAGAAAAAUUGCUCAA
Molecule: messenger RNA, 716 nt
Organism: Arachis stenosperma
Lineage: Eukaryota; Viridiplantae; Streptophyta; Magnoliopsida; Fabales; Fabaceae
Exons: 5
Coding region: 1-519 (172 amino acids)
Source: RefSeq, a predicted model, not a curated record